This is a messenger RNA of Symbiodinium sp. CCMP2592, 750 nucleotides long. Lineage: Eukaryota; Dinophyceae; Suessiales; Symbiodiniaceae. The record is from the annotation of a GenBank genome assembly.
AUGGCCGUCAGGUUCGAGCAGCGUGCUCGAGAUAUCCAGCGUCAGAGCGAUACCAACUCCACCUGGUUGGCAAGGGGAGGAGCAGCGCGUGCCUACACUCUCUCGGCAUCAAGCUGUGACCAGGUCAAGGCAGUGGAGGAUGAAUUGGUGCAGCUGCUCUCCGACAGCAACUCCGGUGCCAGGGAGGCAUCCCUGGUCGCCAUCGCAUGCCUAGGCACUCGAGCUUCUUGCCAAUCUCGCAUCGCGGACCUACUUCAUCACGAUGGAGACUCCAGCGUGCGCUGUGCGGCUGCUGACUACUUCGGCCAGCUGUUGCCGGCACUGCGCCCGAAGUCGGCAAAGGGAGCCAUCGCUGCACUGACGACUGCGCUUCAAGACCCUUGCCCUCAUGUUUCUGCUCGGGCCAUGUACGCUCUUCGCAGUGUACCACAGGGCGAGGCGCAAUCGGUGCUGGAACUCGUGGCGCCCACAGCGCUGCUGCUGGGCAAUGGCGACAAGUUCGUGCGCGCCCGGGCGCGCGCAGUGCUUGGCAGUUUCAGCGCCUUAUCGGAAAGCCGCAUUGCAGGAUUCCUGACCGAACGAUGUGAGACCAUGGAUGGGGAGGACAGACUCCGUGCCCAGAGGGCACUAGCAAACCUUGGAAAGGAGUCGACACUUCGCUCUCUGGAGUUCACUUCUCGGAGCUCUCGGCCAUCAUCGAGCUGGGAUUGCAAAGCUGAAGCCCAUAGCGCAAAGAUGCGAAGAGUCUAG